This is a messenger RNA of Truncatella angustata, 1584 nucleotides long. Its product is annotated as putative cytochrome P450. The transcript has 2 exons. Gene Ontology annotation, molecular function: oxidoreductase activity, acting on paired donors, with incorporation or reduction of molecular oxygen; heme binding; iron ion binding. Bases 1 to 1584 code for a protein of 527 amino acids. The record is from RefSeq and is a predicted model, not a curated record. Lineage: Eukaryota; Fungi; Ascomycota; Sordariomycetes; Amphisphaeriales; Sporocadaceae.
AUGUCGACAGCAACUAAGGGCUACCCCGAGCCUGGUAAUCCAUGCAUUGGAGAUCAAAAGGCUCCGAUUGUAAUCACUCUGGUCUUUGCGCUGGUUUUGGCACGGACUGUUGCUCUAAUCAUUUAUCGGCUUUACUUUUCUCCACUCUCCCAGUUCCCAGGGUCGAGGCUAGCAGCAAUAAGCGGUUGGCACGAGCUAUACUACGACUUGAUAGCCAAUGGUGGCGGCCAAUUCACUUUCGAGAUCAAGCGCAUGCAUGAGCGAUAUGGACCCAUUGUGAGGAUCAAUCCAGAUGAGCUGCAUAUUGACGACCCAGAGUUCUAUAAUGAAAUUAACUGUGGCGCAACGGCUGCGCAUCCUAUCGAUAAGAUUCGCAAGUUCAAAUAUCGCUUCAAUGUUCCUGAGGCGACAGUACACACUGUAUAUUCGGAACACCACCGCAUGCGUCGGGCUGCCAUAGCACCCUUCUUUUCGAAGCAGAGGAUAUUCAGUCGCAAUGGGCACCUCCAGCAAAUUGUGGAUCGUAUUUCUCAUAGGUUUGAUACUGAGUACAAGGGUACCGGAAAAGUGGUCAAUAUGAGCGACGUUUGGGCAACAAUGACUGCCGACGUUAUCACAGAGUUGGCUUUUGCGAGGUCGACAAACUUUUCUGCGGCGCCAGACUUCCAGUCGCCCUUCAGUAUGGCAAUGGCUAGCUCGGUGGGCUACGCCCAUUGGACCACACACUUCCGACCUUUCGUUGAGAUGAUGAACUGGAUCCCAGAUGGUAUCUUGGGAGUCAUAGUGCCCCCUUUUAAGCCCAUAUUGGAGUAUCGUCAAGCUAUAAGCAGACAGAUUCGAGACAUUCUUGCUGGGAAGAACAUGGAUGCAAAAGAAACUUCGCAUCCGACAAUUUUUCACGAUAUACUAGCUUCCGACCUGCCACCUGAAGAGUUAUCAUUUUCGAGACUGAGGCAGGAAGCUAUGAGCUUGAACGGGGCUGGCAUAGAAACUACGAUGUGGACUUUAACUGUAGGAACAUUCCACAUCAUAGAUAAUUCGGAUGUAUAUCAUAAACUCAAAGAUGAGCUUACGGAAUCUAUGCCCGAUCCAGAUGUGGUUUUAUCGUGGGUAGCGCUGGAGAAGCUACCAUAUCUCUCGGCCGUUGUACAGGAAAGUCUUCGUCUCGCGUUCGGCUCAGUCCAACGCCUGCCGCGUGUAAGCCGUUCAGAGCGUCUGACUUAUGGUUGCUGGACGAUACAGGCCAAUGUAUCUGUUUCAAUGGACGCGUACCAUAACCAUAUCAACCCCUUAUACUUCCCCAACCCUCUCAGUUUCGUUCCAGAACGAUGGCUGAACGAUCCAAAAGGCCCUGAUGGCUUACAGCCCUUAGGUAAUUAUAUGGUAUCAUUUAGCCGCGGGGCAAGAAAUUGCAUUGGUAUGAAUUUGGCACUUAUGGAGUUGUAUGUCUGUCUGGCUACAAUCUUUCGAAGGCACAAGCUUGAGUUAUAUGAAACGACUAGGGAGGACGUCGAUUUUAUUGUUGACUUGGUUAAACCUAUGCCAAAACAUGGAAGUAAAGGGGUACGUGUCUUAGUAAAGUGA